Rhopilema esculentum is the source of this 7699-nucleotide messenger RNA. RefSeq lists its product as uncharacterized. NCBI's taxonomy places the organism in Eukaryota, Metazoa, Cnidaria, Scyphozoa, Rhizostomeae, Rhizostomatidae. Gene Ontology annotation, cellular component: nucleus. Gene Ontology annotation, molecular function: RNA polymerase II cis-regulatory region sequence-specific DNA binding; DNA-binding transcription factor activity, RNA polymerase II-specific. Gene Ontology annotation, biological process: regulation of transcription by RNA polymerase II. The record is from RefSeq and is a predicted model, not a curated record.
AUUUUCGAUGUCAAUGAAAUGUUCGCAACAUUUUUUCUUCUGGGCGUGCAUGUUAAAGAAAUUGUGUUUGUGUAGGAUUUUUGUAGCGAAGUUGUUCAUUUGGUAUUAUAUAUAAUGGCAUUUAAAAGUGUUCUUGAUGCGCAGUCUUUUAAAUUUUGAUGCAAACUUGAGAAAAAUCUUCACAAUUGCCACGCUUUACAGAUUUAUCCCCGUGCGCCAAAGAACGUCUGGAUUCAGAUUGUCUUUGCAAAACCUGGCAGAGAUUUUCGCGAUUCACCGAUCGAAUUCUGCUACAACAUGACAACAUGCUGGGUUCGGGGAUGUUUCAAUGAAUUUCAAUUUCUUUAAAAAGCAAGAUUAUCAUCUGUUGAUUUUUUGCCCUUUGAGUAAAUUUCUUCGUCAAAAUAUUGCAUUCGAACUGUCUGCAUUUUAAAACACUCACUAAAACAUUUAUUUAAAGGAUUAAAAUAUAUUUUCUCUUAUUUCUAUAAGAAUCUAGAUAUGAGCAAAAUGCACAUUUCCAAAGAUCUUCCCAAAGUUUUUAAGUAUCAUUGCCCUCCAAAGAUAUUCAGCCUUGUUGGUAUUAGUUUCAAGUUUUUCAGAUUAGUAUUACUGUGCACUUUUUGCUAGGCAGUGCAUUCUUUUUCAAUUGGCGCUCUAUGUGUAUGUUCUGCUCUAUGACAGUCCCCUUUCAAAACAACAGAAGCCUGUAGAUUUGGGCUGAACGUAAACAACAUCCAAAAUCUGUUUCUAUAUCGGUUUCUCCACGACCUGAGUUAGGGGGUCAUCAAGGGGAGUAGAAUUCCGCCAUCCUGCACAAUAUUGGGUUGAAUUCGUAUUCCGUGAAUCAUUUCCGAGAAAAUCCGCACCCAGUAAAUGUGUAGUAUUUCGUUUCAUCGAAAAGUUGCUACCUUGGGUCCCAGAGCCACAUAAAUUCGAUCGCUCCUCCGCUGCUCCGCUUGACUUACUGUUUACGCGCUCGAAAUUUUAUGGCUCUGGCACCCAGAGUAAGAAAUUGCCAGAUUUACGCAAUCCGCAACAAAUUUUCUUCAAAUACCGUUGUUCCAUAAACCUUGUUGACCCUACCUUCGAUAUGUUUUUCUUUUUCGUGCGUUUUUUUUUCAACACAUCUUCUGCCCUUCAAUAAACUCCAUAAAUUUGACUUGAUGUAAACAGUUUCUCAGUGGAAAUCAGAUGAAAACCGAUGGAUACAGCGGAAUUACCGAGUACUCAGAUAGCAAUGUCUUCAUACAGAAAUCUUGAUUCACAGCAACAUACAUUACUUUAGUUACCUGUAAACCAUUUUUCCAAAUCGAAAUUAGAGCACUAUGACCAUAAAAGUUAAACAUUAUCCAAUCUCUGGGCAAUAGUUUAUCUUUGAUGAAGUUUAAAGUUAAGUGCCUCUUGAGCCAGUCAGAAGAAAAGUUCCUAGAUAGGAUUGUUGUUUUACCCCAAUUUUUAAUGUUUCCAAAGAGGAGCCUUUUCUUCACAAGAUAAAUACCUUCAGACAAUAGGUAAUAAAGCAGAAGAUUCUGGAUUUGAAAAAAAGUAAACAUUAGAUUUGCUACUGUUCUCAUAACCACAUGCAACUUUGUCAGUCGCGUAUUGUUCUAUAUGCCCAGCCUUCAGGUCAAUUUUAACACUAAUAUUUGAUUAUAUUUUAUUGUAUUUUAUCAAGAUCAGUAUCAGAUCUGGUUUUUGUUUUAAUACGAUUUAUUCAAGCCACCCUGUAUCAUUUAAGGUGGGCUGAAAAUACCGAUCUAAGAGAGGAGAAGGAUUUCCAACAUCUUCAUAAUCGCAAUAUCAAGAAAAUUCUGUUUUUUAUUUCAAUUUAGGACAAAUGCCCGGACUUAUUUGGACAUAAAAAAAUUUCAUAUCGAUUCUCGUGUUUAUUGUUUUACUAGCACUUUGAUCUAGAGUUAAGUUUUUAAGUUUCUUAUCUCUCUGGUUUUCCAGUUCGUAAUAGAAUUACUUUUUCCACUGUAAGCUAUUUGAAUGUUAUGCAUGACAUCAGAAUUGGUGCCUUGGAAGAUGUACCUAUUAGACUCAAAUGAUUAAAGUUCGAAAGUUCGGAAGAAAGGUCGAAGAUACUUACAACAUUAUUUACAACUAGCAAUACCACGUGCGUUCUUACCAUUGGAGCUACUUAAUCUAGUUCGGCUAUGCAAAUGGCUACCAGUGCCUGAAAGGCCAAUGAUACGGAAUUAUAGACCGUUGGGGGUGACCUGUGUUUAAUUAUGUUUUUGAGUCUAAAUUGUGGAGACUCUGGUACCAGGGUGAUCCACUUCCGGGCAGAGCUUGAAUAACUGAACACUCGAUAGCCCAACCCGUGACAAUACGAGACGAGAAGUUAACUUUUUGGUUAAAUUCACACACAUUCUUCAUCCUUGGCAUUUUUUAGGUGCUUUGAAAAAGUUUUAGACAUUAAAACAUCCUAAAAACUGAUGAUGUUUGUUAUGCUACUCUUCUAACGGCAUACAGACUUGUGGCAUGUGCUCACGAGCAUCAACCAAGUAUUGAUUAAGUCUGAGGCAGAGUGUAUCAUCAGCUACACUGAUUAACGUUGGGGAUUUUGCUGUGAAAGAAGCACUCCUGCUAACAAUUCUUCAGAAGUCGUGGAACUCAUCCGAAAAAACGCAAAAAAUGCUUGUAAUCAAACAGGUACAAGUCUUGCACUAAGAUUUGAAACUCCUUUACUAUCCCUCUAUGUGAACAUUCUAUGACACCCAGAAAGAGAAAUAUAAGAAAUAGGAGAAGAAGAUAAUAAGCUUCCUGAACUACCAAAAGGUAUACAAUAGGUACUAGAGCAACAUUACAGAACAAAAAAGGAAACCUGGGCCGUUUCAUCCUACACUGAAUCCAGAUUAAAAGAAGUGUCAUGUAUAGAGGGACAUAAAUUUGAGUGCAGAAAUGAAGACGCUGCUCUACUCCAUCGAUCCUCCUCUUCUUCGCUCCUCUUUUCCAUUUCCUCGCAUGAAUUUUUGUGGCUUAUAAUGUGAAGCAUUUUAAGUAGAAGGUCAACAAUUGUUCUUGACACGCCUUGAUGGGAAGAAAACUUGGCUAAACUUCUCUCUCAACUGAGUUGUCGUUUGGCAGCCCAGAAGAAAAAAUCAAUAGAAAAGGCUUUAAGAGACCCCCCUGAAUUGUGAAAAUAUCUAGAAGAGGCAUCACAUAAUGAAAAGUUUCUUGUAUUGUUUAUGUUUCCUUUUGUUUUAUUUGCUGAUACCUGCAAUUAGAUGCUGAAAAGGACAUUUACAACUGUAACAUGCACGUAUUUUUUUAUUUUCAAGAAACAUAAGUCGACCUCCUAUUGCUAAUUUGCAGCUGCUUUUUGGAAGCGCUAAUUUUUAGGUUGAUAUAAAACUGCUUAAUUGAAAAUAAUUGUUGAAAGAGCAGUAUUGCAGUUUUGGGUGCAAUAUGUUGAGCGGGAACUCUCUUUAUAUUUCUCUUUGAAGCAGGUACUAAAAUUUGAUGUGUUUCUGUCUUAUUGUAAAAAGAGAGUUUGGCAAUAAUACCAUUGUGCGGAGGCGCUAACAAAAGUCACGUCCAGCAGGUAUCGUGUUUAAAAUUACAAUACUGAAUGUAGAAUAUGGAAGAGUUUCGACUGGAAGCAUGAAUUCAGCUUUGUUUCUUUAAGAAUUGAACUGUAACUUUUACUGUUAACGUCAUCCAAAAGAGGAGCAUUGCUAGCAAGUGAAUUCGAAAAAAACAUCGCCAAGCAGUAAGUGCUGACCUUAAUGAAAGAAUUCAGCUUCUAAGGAGGAUAUUGGCAUUUUGAGUUGGAAUAAGAGAAAUUUUAUGGAAGAGACUUUUUAUCUUUUGCUUUUGACUACAGACUGGAAAUAUUUAAACUAACAGCAGGGUUUGGUCGAAGCUGAAACUUAAAGAAUUAGUUUAUGCUCAUUGGUGACAUUUCUCAAAAUGCCCAUUCUUGUGAGAUCUGGCUCCAGACUUGAUCAGAUCAAAACCGAGGCAAAACAGGAAGAAACAGAACAGUUAGACGACAGCUUAACAAGUUUACAAUGGCUGCAAGAAGUGAAAAUUAAUAUUACUAAUGAUGUUGCGUCGAUAUCACCGCCUUACUCGCCCGUGCCGUCAACGAACAGUGACGAUUGCCGCGCGGAGGACUUAUACGAGGGCAUAAAACAGGAGAUAGAAGAUGACCAAAUCAUAGAUUACAAGACAAAUCCGCAUUAUAAACCACCGUAUUCCUACGCGACGUUAAUUUGUAUGGCGAUGAAGGAGGCGAAUUUACCCAAGAUGACUCUCAGUGCAAUAUACACAUGGAUCACAGACAAUUUCGUUUAUUACAAACAUGCAGAUCAGAGUUGGCAGAAUUCAAUACGACAUAAUCUUUCAUUAAACAAAUGCUUCGUCAAAGUGCCUAGAAAGAAAGGAGAGCCAGGAAAGGGUGGCUACUGGAGCCUCGUUCCAGAAUACGCGGAUAAACUGCUUGAAAGCCAAAUGAAAAAGAGGCGGCUUCAAGAGCAAAAUAACCAUUCGCAAGCCAAACGCGCGCGAAUCCAGAAACCCGGCCAGUUGCAAUACAACGAGGUUGUGAGACAACGAUUCUGUAGUGGAUCGGUAAGCUCGUCAGGCAGUGUAACCGAGUUUGAGGAGGAUGAAGGAGACGGUUUGAUACAUGUUGACCAUAACUAUGGCAAGGCUGUCAUAGAAAAGACUGAAAUUUCCAGUGAAAGUAGCGUUUUGACUCCAUCUGAAAUAGAUGCCUAUGAUGACGUCACACUGGAGUUUAUUGAACAAGCGCUUACAGGUGACUUUAGUUGGAAUGCCGACCUUGGAGGAGAGCCUCUGAGUGAGAGCAUGAGAGGCGUGGCUCAGGACUUACUUGAUGCCAGGAAAUUCUCUUUUUGCACAAACAGUCCGGUUUUUAAUGCAAUGAGUAGGUACGAACUGAGCAGCCCACUGUACUUGAGCCCUCCUCCGUCUGCAGAUGAUUUAUCAGGACCGGUUGAAUUCACAGACCAACCAGACCUAACAGUAAGAGGAAUUAGUAUGCCUAUUCACAAUGUUAUGAUGGACACUGCUGGUGUUAAGGUUGAGCCGCUAUCACCUGUGCCUUCCACUGACUUUUGGGAUGAUGCGGUUGAUUUUGCGAGCGAGCAAAUACGUUUUGGUGACGAUGAUGACCUUUCGGAUUUCUCUGAACACUUCUCAGAGCAGUUUUCCGAUUAAUUCAUGGUCAAUUUUGUAAAUAAUGAUCAUACAAAGCAACUCACAAAUGUUGCCUUGCUGGCGUUGCCGUCCUGAGAAAUGUUAGCGAUAUUUUCUCCAUCAAUGGCUGUACCGGGGUUAUUCUGCGUUGCCUUGAAAAUAGACAUCCACGAAGACACACUCAGACGACAUAUAUAUCGGGGUUUUUAUAUGUGAGCGAGUUUCACAGCAGAACAUUGUACAUACAGCAUGGGAUAUAGAAAGUGUAUUGUUCCAAUAUGACAUCAACAAAACUGUUAUUUAUAGAGAUUUUCCCUCCUUCGUUGAAACGUCAUCAUAUUUUAGUGGUCCAGAGGUUUCCAUUUUCACCUUAUACCAAUUUUGAUAAAGCAACCAACUUUUGGACAAUGUAGGCGUUUGCUUUUUCCCUUAUAAUUUCUUUACUCAAACGCCCACAUUUAAAAAAGCUUGCUUGGUUUUUCACACUAGUAUUUAUUUUAUCGUCUACGUAUUGGUUUUCUUGAAUAGGCGAACAAUGCUUCUUCGCCUGUUUAGUUUGGAAGACCAGAUCUAUGACGUCAUUGCCUUAUGUUAUUAGAUCAUUUUGAUUGUAGAUCGUCCUUUAAUUUUUAAAGAGAAAAUUCAGAUUGCAUAGUGAACUUUUACUAGGAUACACGCCGGUUGUGUAAUUUUUUAGUAAGCUUGGUUAUAUUGGAAUGGAUUACUUCUGUCGUGUCAUAUUCACGAUUCACAGUAACCUGUUCUAAUCGAAAACAGUGUCAAAUUAGUCGAUAGAGGUGAAGCCAGCCAACCUACGUGGACCAGUGUUCUCUAAAUGCCUAUAUGUGACUUCGUGUUGCACAAUUGAUUAUGUCAAGUUAAAGUGCAUAGAAAGAUAAUGAAACUCCUUUACCAUAGGGCUCCGUUCCAUCUUAGCCACCUUUGUUUCAUGGCAUUUUCACUAUGUCAGGAAAUGUUUACUUUUGACAAUUGAAAGUUGUUUGUUUUCUGAAAACGAAACGUUUUUGUGGAGAAUGCUAGUGUUAUUUGAUACCGCAAGUAUGUUGCCUCAAUGUCUCGUGCUAUCAAAGCCAUUAGUUCACUUAAUGCGUGUUCUUAUCAGGCACCACAAAGCUACGGGCUGGAGGGCUAUAGCCACCAAAUUUUUCCCAAAACAGCAAAGAAUUGAGGAAUAGACCACGAAUCAAGCCUCUUUUUAUUUGUUUUUAGCCCGCCCCCCCCCCAUGCAACCACUUUUUUCGACCCUCCGUGGGACCUGCUUAUCACAGUCAAAAUGUCGUCAGAUUGGUCCUUAAGGUGGCUUUGGUGACCAGAGUGCUAAGUUACCGACGUUUAUCACGCUUGUAUGACCCCUUUUAGGCGAGAGAGAAUGAUUCCCCUUAUAACUUAAUGGUCACUUGAGUGGCCUACAGCUUUCAAUGAUGACCCAUAAGUAUCUGACCACACAUUUUGUAGAUCUUGUUCGAGUAUAAGCAAACAAAUGAAAUUAUUCCACAUUUCUCUUGAGAAAUUACUUCUUCCAUAAUCGAUUCACUAAUAUCACUCUCUUAAAACUGAAAGUGGUGCUUCUAGAUUUCCCAUUCUGUUGGGCAAUUGUGCGUUAUCAGUUUUUGUUUUAUUUCACUACGGUUAAUAAAAAUUGGAGUAGUGAAAAGCAUCGUCUUUCCAGGACAAACAAGCUAUGUUUGAAAUAAAGUUUCUUGGGAAGCCUACAAGAGGCUUUAAAUGAGCGGGGCAGCCCCCUUACUUGUUGCCAAAGAUCAUGCACACAAACCUAAUGAUUGUUUCCCAAGAUGACUCUUUUUAAGCCUAAUCUCGUCAGAAACAUUUCUGAGCGCGCGCUCGAAGUGCUCAAACCUACGCAUGCGUACAUUGGGAAUGAUCACGGUCGUUGCCAUCAGUUACCUAUUCGCUCGCACGCGUUUGAGAGUGGGUCUCGUUCCUACUCCCAGGCGCUCACGCAAGAGCUCAGCCAAUGCAAUCUAGUGAUUAAGCGCUUCGAGAGCGCUCUCUAAAAUGUCUCUGACGUGAUUAGGCUUUAAUCGGUACCCAUUGGACUUUCCGCCUCCCCAGCAAAAACUGAGACUCGCCAUAAAAUGCUGUAAAGGUGCAAUACUGCUAUUGGCAAUCGCCGUUCUUGGGCGAUUUCGAUUACGAGAACUAAGUAGCAAGUUCGCAAAAACAAUACAAAAUAAGAUAAAAAAGUAAGGCGAUGUAUAGAAGCGAUUCGUGAUGCUCCUUUAACUGACCUUCCACAAGGAUCACUUCCGUGGGCCCUUCUAUUUGACAGUCUCUGAUUCAGCAGAUGAGCUCACCGAGGCAUUACGUAAAAACGCAGAAUCUCGUACUGGUAUUGCUAUUAUGUGGUUAGUUGCAAGUGCCGUCAUUUCUUCUAUUACAUGAGUAAAUUCAAUUGGAUUUUGUACAUAUUACUAAAUAACGUUGUUUAUAUUUACUUUCUUAACCGUGUUUAGUGAAAAUACCUAACAGACAUAAAUCGAAA